Thalassophryne amazonica is the source of this 571-nucleotide messenger RNA. RefSeq names its product bile salt export pump-like. Lineage: Eukaryota; Metazoa; Chordata; Actinopteri; Batrachoidiformes; Batrachoididae. Gene Ontology annotation, biological process: transmembrane transport. Bases 35 to 571 code for a protein of 178 amino acids. The record is from RefSeq and is a predicted model, not a curated record. The transcript is spliced from 4 exons. Gene Ontology annotation, cellular component: membrane. Gene Ontology annotation, molecular function: ABC-type transporter activity; ATP binding.
GUGGAAAGGUAAAGAGUGUCGGAUCUGAGCCGUUAUGCUAGAACUUGGACGCGUAGCUGAGCUCCUCUCCUCCUCAAGGUAUGACAAGAACUUAAUCUCAGCACAGCGGUGGGGCAUCAGAAAAGGUCUAAUCAUGGGCUUCUUCACCGGAUAUAUGUGGCUCAUCAUCUUCCUGUGCUAUGGUUUGGCUUUCUGGUACGGCUCCACUCUGGUGUUGGAUUCUGAAGACUAUUCGCCAGGAACACUACUGCAGGUCUUUUUUGGUGUUCUGAUAGCAGCCAUGAAUUUGGGGCAGGCCUCCCCAUGUCUCGAGGCUUUUGCUGCAGGCCGUGGAGCUGCUACCAUCAUCUUUGAGACGAUUGACAGGGAACCAGAGAUAGAUUGUUUAUCCGAGGCUGGCUAUAAACUUGACAGGAUCAAAGGAGAUAUCGAGUUCCACAAUGUGACCUUUUAUUACCCCUCCAGACCUGAGGUCAAGGCAGCCUGUAAAAACAGCGUGGUGGAGAGUCCCAUGUGCACGUUCAUGACGGCAUUUAUAACGGGAUUAAAACAUUGUUCUACUCCAGUAUAG